AUGUCCCGGGUCGGAGCGGACACGGGCGCUGCAAGCCGCGAGCAAGCCAUUACGAUGACGCAUGAGCGCAUCUGGGUGGAUCUCUCGUUUCUGGUGAUCUUCACAAAGCCUGACCGCCCACAUCUUCCCCACAUAAUCAUCAUAGCACUCACUAAAUGGAUGCAUGUCGUACGAAACCUACUCCAAGUCCUGAGAGUUAGGACUUUUGUAAUACACGACCUCGAUGGGCACCGUAUUUCAGGCUCCGAAUUUGGUGUAUUAAAAGAUCCUAAGACUGACAGAUGGAGCAUAUCGAGUGGGGCAGGCACAAUGGUGGAAGUGAGGUAA
This is a messenger RNA of Pyrenophora tritici-repentis Pt-1C-BFP, 327 nucleotides long. Lineage: Eukaryota; Fungi; Ascomycota; Dothideomycetes; Pleosporales; Pleosporaceae. The record is from RefSeq and is a predicted model, not a curated record.